GAUAAGAGAGAACCACGAACGCCCAAAACUAAAAAAACCCGUCGUAUUGCGCCAUGCUUUGAAAACGCGGCACGCCGUUCGCGCCGCCCCGUGGCCGUGCUCCCGCUAAGCUUACGUGUCCAAAGACCUCCAAACCCUUCCGCCAUUGAGUCCAUAUAUACAAUGCCCUUCCGACAUUUUCUCGCCAGUGAAAAUAAGAGAAAGGGAGAAAUAUCAAAAUCUCCAGCGCUAAAUGCUAAUGGCGAAAUUCCUACCGACGAUCGGGUCUCCGGCGCUGAUCAUCGUCGCGGCAGCAACAGUUUUGAUCUUCGUUUCCGUCCUUGCUCCCGUCUCGGCCGCCGGUGGGUCAAUAGUCGGAGCGAGGACGGAGUUGCCGAACGUGCAGGCGAACGAGGAGGUGCAGGAGCUGGGGAGGUUCUGCGUGGAGGAGUACAACCGGCGGCUCCAGGAAUCCGGCCGCGUGGGGGCUGUCUCCGGUGGGGUGCUGGUGUUCUCGGAGGUCGUGGAGGCACAGACGCAGGUGGUGUCGGGGAUUAAGUACUACCUGAGGAUUGCGGCGACCGAGGUCGGGGUGAAGAAGAUGUGCGACGCGGUGGUGGUAGAGAAGCCGUGGGUGAAGUCCAACUCCAAGGAACUCCUCGACUUCGCACCCUCCUCCAACUGAUUGUGUCUAAUUACGUGUGGUUUGGUGGUAGGGGUUAUAAUCGAUGUGUCUGCUUUUGUUCUGUGUUUUAUUUCUAUUGGAAAACCGCGAUGACUGUUCUAAUUUGGGAAUAUAUAUAUUUUAGUGUUUGGAA
This is a messenger RNA of Malania oleifera, 797 nucleotides long. Its product is annotated as cysteine proteinase inhibitor 5-like. The transcript has a single exon. The record is from RefSeq and is a predicted model, not a curated record. Lineage: Eukaryota; Viridiplantae; Streptophyta; Magnoliopsida; Santalales; Ximeniaceae. Gene Ontology annotation, molecular function: cysteine-type endopeptidase inhibitor activity. The coding region runs from base 233 to 664 and encodes 143 amino acids.